Gambusia affinis (western mosquitofish) is the source of this 8427-nucleotide messenger RNA. Its product is annotated as axin-1-like. Gene Ontology annotation, biological process: negative regulation of canonical Wnt signaling pathway. The coding region runs from base 1053 to 3698 and encodes 881 amino acids. Lineage: Eukaryota; Metazoa; Chordata; Actinopteri; Cyprinodontiformes; Poeciliidae. The transcript is spliced from 15 exons. The record is from RefSeq and is a predicted model, not a curated record.
GAGGCAGGGCCGUAUUGUCUUUCAGCGACAACGUUGUCCUGGAAUACAAUUUUCUAUGCCGCAACAGCUUGAGGAGAUGGAUAAGGAGGAUGAAUUACAUUUGGAAGAAAAGCACGGAGCUUAGCGAAUGAAUAAAGCUGUUUGAACACGUCAUCAAACGCUGCUGGCACAGCAGGGGGGCCUCGGGGAUACACCCGUCUCCGAGAUGGCUGCUGGUGUGGGUGUGUGUGGAGGUUUUUGCAUUGGCCAAAUAAACCAUCCAUCUUCGUGCAGAGGCAAGCGGCGGAUGCGAGUCUUUGGGUGGGGACUUACGGCGCUCUUUCUGCUCCAUAUUUGUACUUCUUUCAAACGUGCAGGGCCGACAAGCUUGGCGGUGCUGGGCAGAGGUUCUUUGAUGUUCGUCGAUACCGCUGCGUGAUGAUGUCACGCGGCAGAGAGCAAAGGAGGGAGGCGAGAUCAAAGGAGGAAGGGAGGGAUGAGGACACAACAGAGGAUAACCAAGACAACAACGGGACAAAGAUGGCGACUACUUGUUCUGCAGUGGGGCGUCCACUGGCGUCCACUCUUCCCAGCCGUUGGGAAGAACUGAAGGAAGGUGGCGAGCUUGUUCCCCUUUAUUGUCCAAACCGGAUGACCGCCGGGUUAGACGCUGGGAACCGGCACGCCAACAUCAGCCGUCACCACCGCCAGGCUAGCAAGAGACCGUUAGUCAUGGGUAAACACUCGGACAGUGACUGGUCAGAGAUGAGGACUGGUGCUGGAACCUCACUUGAGCCACCAGGCCCAGACGUCCUCUCCAUGGGAACGCCGGCCUCCGGCAGGAAACAUGCUCCUGGAUGACUGACGGCGGAGGAGAGUGACAGGGAGGAUGUUCGAGCUGCGGCAGCGGCGUGCUCUUUCGGUCCUGCCAGCGUCUCUGCCUGUGUGGACAUUGGCUCCUAAAUGACUUCCCAUCUGUUCAGAGGAACAACAAGGCUGAGAGGGUGAAUUGUUUUCCAGCAAACUCACUGCUACAGAGGAAGGUCUGACCUCCUUCUUCUGCAACCAGAGACAUGAGCGUUGUCAGAGAUUUACAUGGGGUCGGGUACAGGGGCGGCGGAGGCGUCGUGGCCUCUCUGAACGGCCCCACGCACUUCACCGAAGAUGCCCCCCGGCCUCCAGUUCCCGGCGAGGAGGGCACUGAUCUGGACCCGCCGGUCCAGUCGGGCAACAGCCGUUUGGGCGGCCUGUCCCAAACCCAGGGAUAUCCCUCUUCUAAAAUGGGAGACCCGUCGAGUCACGCUCCCUCCUCCUCGUCGUCCGCAACCCCACGCCGGCCCGACCUGGACCUGGGCUACGAGCCGGAGGGCUCGGCGUCUCCGACUCCGCCGUACCUGAAGUGGGCCAAGUCUCUUCACUCGCUCCUGGACGACCAGGAUGGCACCAACCUGUUCCGGAGCUUCCUGUGUCAGGAAGGGUGCGAAGACCUGGUCGACUUCUGGUUCGCGUGCUCGGGCUUCCGGCAGACCAGCCAGGACAAGAGGGCCAAGUUGGCCAAGGUCAUCUACAGGAAGUACAUAGUGGACGGGACCGGCAUCGUCUCCAGGACGAUCAAAGCGGCCACGAAGAGCUUCAUCAGAGACUGCGUGGGAAAGCCACAUCUAGAUCCCGCCAUGUUUGAACAGGCCCAGACAGAGAUCCAGGCCAUGAUGGAGGAGAACACCUACCCUCUGUUCCUUAAAUCUGACCUUUACCUGGAGUACACCCGGACGGGAGGAGAGAGCCCCAAGCCCAAUCCCAGCGAUCAGAGUCCCUCAUCGGGCCUGGCCAAGCCGCCGCCCGGCUAUCUGCCGACUCUAGCUGAGGAUGUGGAGUGGAGAGGUGGAGUUCGAGAGGAAGAGAAAGAUGAAGAAGAUUGCGGCGACACACCAGUGAGUAGGCUGACCCAAAGCCUGCUGAUGCAGACGGCACCGCAGAGAGCCUCACCCAACAGGAGGAGGCAGGACAGCAGGGAGUACAGACCUUGGAGAGAGCCGGUAAACCCAUACUACGCUAACAUGGGCUACGCCCGGGCCCCAGUAACCAGCGCCAACGACAGUGAGCAGCAGAGCAUGUCAAGCGACGCAGAUACAAUGUCCUUGACCGACAGCAGUGUAGAUGGUAUUCCUCCAUACAGAUAUCGGAAGCAGCAUCGGAAAGAGAUGCAUGAAAGUGCCAAAGCCAAUGGCCAUGUGGCCCUACCUCAUAUACCUCGCACGUGUCGCGUACCAAAGGACAUCCACGUAAAGCCGGAGAUGUUUGCAGCGGAGCUCAUCAACAGGCUGGAGGCUGUUCUCAAAGAACGAGAGGCCCAGGAAAGGCUUGAAGAAAGGCUGAAGAGAGUACGACUGGAAGAAGAGGGCGACGACGCCGAUGUCUCCAUGACGACCUCCAUGUCUUCUCACAGCAUACCACUUCCCCUCCCCUCGUCGUUUCCACCGCUGUACGGGGCCCGUUAUUCAGAGACCACUGCGAACACGGGAACAGCCACCACGUACGGCGGCCUGGUCGCCAUGGAGGACCCUCACGAAGACGACCCCGAAUCCAUUUUGGACGAACAUGUGCAGCGGGUGAUGAAGACGCCGGGCUGCCAGUCGCCGGGGGCAACAAACAGCAGCUUAGGCGGCGGAGGGCGGCACACUCCGCCCAAAUCGUCGCGCUCACCUGAUGGCGGGAUCGGGCCGCCUCACUACCCCUCACACAGAGGAGGGGGGCAGAGUCUGCCAGCUGUGGGGGCUAAAGGCAUUUACCACCAUAAGCAGGUUUACCACCACAGAGGAAGAGACGGACAAGAGGAGACGGGAGGUCGGCCUCCGCCCAACCUGCUGUGGAAUGGAGACCAAGCCAACCAGUACGCGGGCCGGAGAAACUACGCAGACGGAGCUGGAGCCAGCACCCUCGAGGGCAUGGGCUACGGUAGCAAAGGCAGCACAAUGUCACGGCGGGGCUUUAAGAAGACGGAAACGUCGAGCAAAGGUGACGAGAGCGGGCGUGGCCUGGAAACCCAGGGCUAUCCGGGUACUCAGGUGGAAGAUCUGGAGAGGAACCAGAAGAUUUUGCAAUGGAUGAUGGAUGGAGACAGGCAAAGGAAGAGUUCUCAUGGCGGCAGCACCAGCAGCUCCAGGAGAACGGGAACCAGCACCGAGUCGCCGCGCCCGACCUCCGUGGAGCGACCUGGAGCCGUGCACCCAUGGGUCUCCGCCCAGCUGCGCAACAACUCCUCCUCGGUGUCCGCGGCGAUCCCCGGCUCGUCGUCCACUCAGGUCCAGCCUUCGCACCCGUUCAUCCAGGACCCGGCCAUGCCACCCAACCCCGCCCCCAACCCGCUCACGCAGCUGGAGGAGGCGAGGCGGCGGCUGGAGGAGGAGCGGAGGAGGGCUGCUCUACUGCAGGCGAAGCAGAAACACAAGUCUGGGAAGCGGCAGGUGUGUGAGAACAUGACCGUGGCGUACUACUUCUGUGGAGAGCCCAUCCCAUACCGGACAUCAGUGAAGGGCCGCGUGGUGACUCUGGGCCAGUUUAAAGAGCUGCUUACCAAAAAGGGCCACUACAGGUUCUACUUCAAGAAGGUGAGCGACGAGUUCGACUGUGGAGUUGUGUUCGAGGAGGUCCGCGACGACGAUGCCAUCCUGCCCAUCUUCGAGGAGAAGAUUGUCGGGAAGGUGGAGAAGGUCGACUGAAAUUCUGGGAACGGGAAACGAAACAGAUGACUUUCGAAACGAGGAGACGCGACACCUGCAAGAAAUCGGAGCGUUGGCAAGUAGAAAGAUGGACGAGCGAUGUCUCAGAAGGGUAGAAAAACGCCGCGUAGGACGACUGAUGAAAGAUGGGAACUCAUGGAAAAACAAAUACCUGCCUGGAUUAAAAACAAAGGAAAAAAAUAAAUUGGGUCAGAUAAUGCUGGAAUGGAGAAAAGAGCAAAAUAUUUUCCCUCUGUUCUGUUCUUUACAGAUCAACAAGGAGAGCUAUAUAUAAAAAAAAUGUUGAUGGAAAAGGGGUGAGGGAACUUCUGGAAGGAAAAAAAAAAAGAGGAUGAAAGUUGUCUUCCACUUCUGCUCUAAAGGAGGAGCGUGUGUCCUCUGCAGACCAUUACAAUGCUGCUACAUUACCACGGAAACGCUUCAGUCGGUGCUCAGGACGGCAGCUCGCCGUCUUCUUUCCUGGUCAGCUGGGGACCGGUGGGGGAGAGGACAGAAACAAAAAAUCUGAACGUUUUCAUCUAGCUUCUGUUUUUUUUUGUUUUUUUUUUUGCCUUGGUAGCCUCAGAACAGAAAGACGUACUCACCGCCGCGCGGCCCGACGCGUCCCACACUGAUCGCUCACAUCCUACCGUUCAGACGACAGUUCUCCGCCUAACUUGUUUACCAAAGCUACAUAUUUUGUUUGAUAGGACAAGUAUUCUAGCUGCUUGUUAUCAUAUCAUUUGAUUUGUAUAUGAACAAAGGCAGGUACUAUUGCUUAUUUACUGCAUUUUUAUUUUGUCAUAUCUCACUUUAUAUAGUAUUAUUGUGUAUGUUUUGAAAAUCACGUCGAAGCAGCGAUGGAGUUUCUGUCACUAAAUCAUAAAAGUGCCCCUCGUUUCCGUCGUUUCGAUAGGAUUCGUCUGCUCUUAAAUGUUUUUCUUUUUUUAAAUCUAGCUUCUUUUUUUUUCUCUUACACUAUAAUGUUUCUCAAAAUUCCCAUUUUUCUAAAACACCUCUGCAAGUUUUUCACAUCUGCCCCAGAUGGUAGUCUCGUGUGUGUCGCAGCGGGAGCUGAGGAAACACGCGGGGUGGGAACACAUCGCUGUGUUUACAGGACUUUUGAUAAAGCUAAUGUAGAAAUUGCCUUUUUUUAAUGUUCUCUGCUUUGUUGAAAACCUCAGCAGUAGUUUUAUCCCGGGUGCCUGCCUCGUCGGUGCCGUUAUGCUCUUCAAAAAAAAAACAACAACAAAGAAGCAAAUUCUCAAUCACAUCUGCGCCUUUAUCCGUCUUGUAUGUGAUCUCUGCCAAAGAACAUGUGUCCUACAAGCCGACAUGCGUGUCUAAGAAUCAUUUUUGCUGUAACGAGCUGAAGGGAAUGUUGCUCCAGUAGAUUUGCCAAUCUAAAAAAAAUGCCAUCUCGACAAUUCCUUUUAAUAGAGAUGCACUGAUCCGUUUUGUGAUCCAUUUCGACCUCUCUUUAGUUUUUUCUUUUUUUACUCUUUAGAAAUCCUCUUUGCCAAAGUUGAUUUCAUUUCAGCCAAUUCUGAUUUGUCUUUACAAAGUUUAAUUACCAGCAGGCAAUAUAUAUAUAUUUUUCUUUCCUUCUAGCCAUGAGCAUUGUACUAAUCGGUUCUGUUCGGAGUGGAGGUGAUGUCACACUGUGUGCGUGUGUGUGUGUGUGUGAGCAAAUAGACACAAAAAAGAGAGUCUUUACAACUUAAAGCAAACAAAAACAAUCACAGGAGAGAUUUCAUGAUUUUUUUUCUUUAUUAAAGGUUACAUGGUCACAACAACAAGAGUAUUUAUCGUUUACACCAGAGGUCUGGAGCUCCGCAGUCAUUUAUAAUUUUUUCCAAAAUAGUAAGGAAGUGAGUGAACAAUUUUUUAAAGGAAAUAAAAAAGAAAUGCUAGCUUUAGCAGUUUUUCCUAGGUGAUAGGCUUCUUUCUUUUGUUGAUAAAUUCUCUUUAGCUAGGCUAAGGGCAGAAAUGGCUGACCGAUGUGAAUGUUGCUGACCACUUAAAACAGAGGUUGGAUCCCUACCAAACUGGUUUAAAUAAUAAACGUUGCCAAUACCUGCUGAUCACCAGUUCUUUGGGCUGCCAUUUCAGCAAACAUCAAUAAACUGGCUCAACUUUAAAUUGAACAUUUUAGCACCAAGAAGCUAAAACUAGCUAAAAAAACAAACAAAAAAACUAACCCAGCCACCAGUUUAAUGGAACUACCAUUUCACUGGUAGUUUCAUUAAACUGGUGAAUGAAACUCCUUAAUUGGCACUCAGAAUCAAAACCUUCUGAGUGCCAGUUUAGUUUUGUUUCAUCUAAUUUAAGACAAGAAAACACUAGAAACAUAAAACUUCAACAUUAAUAAGUUGGAUUUGCACUGGAAUAGCACAAACUCUCCCUCACCCCUUCUUGCUUAAAUACAGUCAAUCUUUUAAUGUCACCAGCUUUUGUAAAUUCUGGUCUAAAACUUACCUCCCAGUUUGGCUGCUGGUGCAGGUGAGAGGUCAGCAGAUUGGGAUUUAGAAACCUGAACAAGCACAAGCUUUGCUUAAUUCUGUGUCAACGUUUUAAGAUGGUGAUGACAUGACAGCUGUUUGAGAUAAUGUGAUUUCUGUACUUAAAUUGUGUCCAUGGACAAAACUCUGAGGGAGUAUCUUAUCUUCUACCGGUCAAGAUGUUUAAAGUCGGCACCAAGAACUGAAACUGGUUAUUUUAUAAAACAAGCAAACAAAAAAAACGGCCAGUCAGAUUUCUAAAAGGCUCCUGAUGUGUCCAGCUAAUUUUAUUGAGAGGGGUUGGAAGCUCAAAUAGAGAAAAAUAAAUAUUCUGAUAUAUUUAGCUGCUGAAGUAUCACUCCCCAUAUAUACAGUAUAAAUGAGCCAUGAUACUUUCCUUUCCAGAUAGCCACCUUUUGCGCUUCCUUCAUUUUAAAAACCUUAUAAAUAAUAAAAUGGUUAACUGUGAGCCUUCCUCACUCUGUAGCAACUUCCUCCUUAAAGAACACUGCAAAAAAAAGAAAAAAAUCAUAAUGUUACCAAGUACUUUUGGUCUAGUUUUUAGUACAAAUAUCUUUGUACAAUAUGGGUGAACCAGAACUGGCAGAUCAUUUUUACACUUAUAACAUGGGGAAAAUGUCUUGUUAUAAGUGAAAUAAUCUGCCAGUGGACCCAGUAAGCUUUUUUUAAUUUCUAAGAAUAACUUACUUAAAACUAGCUCCUGUGUCUUGCUGAAAAGUUGUUAGUUUUAUCUUUAUUCAAGUGUAAUAAAGAACUUGUGCUGUAAACUAGACCAAAAAUACUGCGAAAGAUUUAGUGUUUUUUUUGCAGUGAGUGCAGCUAAUACAUUGGUAGCACUUAGAAAUGUUGCGUUCUUUGACUGAAAAAAAUAGUAUAAAAGAUCAAGUUGAAUUUCAGACACAGUUGAACUGAAAUCUGGUUAAUCUUUUGUUUUGUUUUUUGCGUGUGUGUUUCAGUGCAUCUCGUUUGCAAUCUGCAAUUUUUAUAAUUUACUAGUCUGCCAUUUUGCCUUCUUAGAGUUAGAUGACAGAAUGUACAACUCCAGUCUGAAAGAGCACACCUGAAGCCAAAGCAGCUGUUAGUUUACAGGACAGCUGCUGUCCUGUAAACUAACAGGACCGCUGAUAGCUAGAUAUUUAUUCAAGAUUAAUUAAGCUGGGUUUGCUCCUUUUUUUCCAAGAGUAGUUUUUUUUUACUCAUUUUUAAUCUCAUUAGAUCUCUAAAAUAGUCAGUGACACUCGCAUCUAAAAAUGGAUCAACUUAGAGAAAUGGCAGAAAUGGCAGAAAAAUAAAAUAAGCUCAACUUUAAUCUGGGUCUGGAACAAUUUUGAGCUUCUUAGAUGUAAGUUAAAAGGGAAAAUGUAAUUUUUUUGUUUCUUUUUUAAACCAGACCUGCUGUUUGCUAUUAUUCUGAUCUCAGUUAGCCUCCUGUAGGUUUUGCUUCAUGUUUAUUUUACAGACACGAUUGGCAUAAAAUCUCCUGGUCUAGUUGUUUCUGAGGAAAUGGACCGAACACAUUUUAAAUCCCCCCGUCCUUCUAGCAGUUUGCAUCAGUGCCACAACACGUUUUUGUACAGCUGGUUCACUGAAACACCAGGUAUCUGAGCUGAAUGUAUAUUUUUUAUGUUUUUUUUCCUCUUUAGCCCUUUUCCUGUAAGGAAUCCUGUCAAGUGAUCAUAUCAUGUCUGUCUCCAGUAUUGAUCUCAUGCUGUUGCGGAGACGUGUCGCGCUUUCCCCCCCAUGCUGGAAGAUAAUUGAAUGUUCUCGUCAAAAACGCGGUUCUGUCGGCUUGUCGAAAGUCGUCGUACCCGGGUUGAAAAUCUGAAAACUUGUCCUUAAAACCCCUUAUGCCUUCAGAUGAGAAAUGAAAAAUUUUAAAUAUGUAUUUGUUUAUAAGAAAAAAAACAUAAUCACUGAGCAUGUUGUUUAUAAGGACUGUUUUUGAUUGAAUUUAAAUCUAUUUUUAUUGUUUUUGUGCAGACUGCUUUGGCCCUCUGACAUCUUGUUUUAACUUUAGCGAUGGACAGUCAUGACUUUCUUUUUUUUUUUUUUUUUAUAAAAUGAUUAAAAAAAAGAACGCCUUCAUCUGCAGCGUUGGGGAUUGUGAAGCUCAGUGCCUUUUAUUACAUAUUCUUAACAAGUCUAUAAUUUUAAUAUAAAAUUUAGUCAUAAGUCACUCCCGGUUCAUGUUUCUUUUGUUUUGUUUU